UGGAACGUAAAUGUCCACCAACUCAUACAGGCGAAAAUGAAGUUCUUGUUUUGUCUCAUUCUGUUAAUUGUGUUACCAUGGGGGUGUUGGGCAGCCCCCAGCCCGAAGAAUUCUACGGGAUCAUGCGACCUCUGCGAGAACGACGAUACUAUCGGACUCGUAUCUGAUCCAGAAAACUACUCAACAACUCCCAUUGUCAAUGUGACAGUAACUUUAAUGGCAUUCAAGAAGGCAAACCCGCCAGUGAAUAUCGAAGAAAAUGACAUGAUCCGUUUGACAUCACAUCAAUUCAACGACACACUGCCACCUAACGAUCAUCACGUACAUGCAGCAGUUGGACAACAACCGCCCUCAGAAAAUAACAAGAAAACACCAAGAGCUUAUUUCACAUAUUUCUUUACAAACCUUAAACGCUCUUUGUCAAACCAUCACGAAGAAUUAAAUACCAAAACGAGUGAGCCGAAUGCAACAAACAUCACGCCAUUGGAGCAUUUUGAAUGUUUAUGUACAUUCGAAUCGUCGAACAGUGAACCGAGUGAAUCUUUGGCUACCAAAAUCAAAGUCUGGACACCUAAAAGAAGUUCCGAAGUAGACGACCACGUGCGAUGCAUGGUGAUCUGUUCCAGCGUCAUUCACAACCACACAAAAGACGAUGGUUUAUGCUGCACCCCUAUUAUUAGUUAUGGCGAUAAACUAAAGCAAUGGAUCUAUACACACCACGUCAUCGAGAAAAUUACAGUUUGCCAAAAAACAUCGCCGCAAUACAAAAAACUCCAGCAACUGCUCGGGUACACGCUAAAUUUUAUUUCCAAAAUCUUCCUACUCUGCCUAAUAAUUAUCAGUUUCCUCUUGCUUCAUACGAUAUACUACAUCAGACCAAAAAAGGUGACAUGUUUGAUUGAAAAAACAGUACGUAAAAUCUGAUGUGGAGUGCAAUUUAUUAUAAAAAUUAAAAUUUUACUUAAAAGAGUGAAAUAUUUACAUAUCUGAUUUCAAAUUUGCAAUAUUUAUAUUAAAUCAUUAUUAUUAAAAAUUGUUUUUAAAAAAAUGCUCUUCAAAAAUUGUUUAAAGUAGAAAAGAAAAUUCUCAGAGCAAGCAAAAAAAUUGUCAGGUCUUUUCACUAUAUUUUGCCAUACAAUGUGAUGUACCUUUAUAAGAACUAAAUAAAAAUAAAUAAUAAAAAUAAAA
Molecule: messenger RNA, 1188 nt
Organism: Cylas formicarius (sweet potato weevil)
Lineage: Eukaryota; Metazoa; Arthropoda; Insecta; Coleoptera; Brentidae
Exons: 4
Coding region: 37-924 (295 amino acids)
Source: RefSeq, a predicted model, not a curated record